This is a messenger RNA of Vespula pensylvanica (western yellowjacket), 764 nucleotides long. RefSeq lists its product as uncharacterized. Bases 178 to 573 code for a protein of 131 amino acids. The record is from RefSeq and is a predicted model, not a curated record. The transcript is spliced from 2 exons. NCBI's taxonomy places the organism in Eukaryota, Metazoa, Arthropoda, Insecta, Hymenoptera, Vespidae.
ACGCACACAUGUCACAUCACGAACGAUUCGUGCGUCCUCGUGCAUUGAUCAAUCCGCGAAUGACGUGGACAGGAUGAUCCGAUCGAAGGUAUAUAAAGCUAUCCACCAAAAUGCAAGAGCAUCAUUCGGUCCCUGUACAUCACAGCAGCCGAUUCCAAAAUCCUCAACGUAGACAUCAUGAAGUACUUCGCCACUGUUGCCUUCUUGGCUCUCUUUGCCGUUGCUCUGACGCAAGCGCAACCAGUCGAGCCUGAGAAGAAGAUCGAGCCCAUCGAAGCAGAAGAGAAUGCUUAUUUACAAUCGGAACUAAGAAACAAGAGAGGUCUUACUCCAACGCAAUCGCAAUCAGUCGAAUCUGAGAAGAAGAUCGAGCUCGUUGAAAUAGAAGAAAAUGCUGACUUACAAUCGGAGCUACGAAAUAAGAGAGGUCUUCUCUACAGCGCAGCUUACACAGCACCAGUUGCCUAUACUGCUUAUUCCGCACCCUACGCUUAUGCUCCGAGUUACGCGUACCCUUACACUUAUUCUUAUCGUGCUUAUCCUUACGUUUACAGCAGCCCCUACAUCUUAUAAAUUGUCUCUACCCUUAAAAUGAACACGCGCGAUCGCUCGUGAUUUCAAGAAAUUUGGGUAACAUAACUUAGGCAAGCUAUAAAAAUGUAUGUAUGUAUAUUAUUUUAUCCCCCUUUGGAUUCUCUGAUAUAAUUGGCGAGUGAACGUUUAAUAUUGUAACAAUUAAAUUUUAAGGAAUUCGCUGAAUUUUG